Messenger RNA from Phanerochaete carnosa HHB-10118-sp, 3273 nucleotides. RefSeq lists its product as uncharacterized. Gene Ontology annotation, molecular function: proteasome binding; polyubiquitin modification-dependent protein binding; ubiquitin binding. Gene Ontology annotation, cellular component: cytosol; nucleoplasm. Bases 35 to 1282 code for a protein of 415 amino acids. The record is from RefSeq and is a predicted model, not a curated record. NCBI's taxonomy places the organism in Eukaryota, Fungi, Basidiomycota, Agaricomycetes, Polyporales, Phanerochaetaceae. Gene Ontology annotation, biological process: proteasome-mediated ubiquitin-dependent protein catabolic process; nucleotide-excision repair. The transcript has 18 exons.
UUUUUUUUUCCUUUCAUUUUGGGAAAUUUUGGCCAUGAAGAUCACCGUGAAAACCUUGCAGCAGAAGACCUUCCAGCUCGAUGCUGAACCUUCGGAAACUGUAGCCGAUCUGAAGAAGAAGAUUGAGGAGGGACAUGGUCAUCCUGUUGCAACUCAGAAACUCAUCUACUCAGGUCAGGUCUUGGGCGACGAUAAAACUGUGGAAUCAUGCAACAUCAAGGAGAAGGGAUUCUUGGUGCUUAUGGUAGCAAAGCCCAAAGCCGAGCCUAAACCUGCUGCUGCUGCCACUCCUGCUGCUGCUGCUGCUGCUACUUCUGCUGCCCCAAGUAACCCACCUGCCGCUGCACCAGCCGCCGCUCCCGCUCCCGCAACAUCAAUACCCGCUGCUGCCCCACCUCAGCCCCCAAAUGCCCCAAUUCUCACACCCGCUCAGGCUGCUCCCGUCUCCACACCAGCCCAAUCCGCCCGCGCUAUCAAUGACGAGAACGCAUUCGUCACUGGGGCAGACCUUCAGACAGCCGUGCAGAACAUGAUGGAGAUGGGCUUCGAGAGAGAGCAGGCGAUGCGCGCUCUGAGAGCAAGUUACAACAACCCUGAGCGUGCCGUAGAGUACUUGUUUAAUGGUAUCCCUUCUCACCUCGAAGACGUUGCCGCAGGUACUCGGGCGCCUCAGGCACAAGCUCCCGCUACCCCCGCUUCUGCUCCCGCCCCUGCCCAGGCAGCCCAGGCGCCAGUGCCCAUCCCUGUUGAGCAGCUCCCACGGGCUCCUCCCGCGGCUGGCCAACCGCAGAACUUAUUCCAGCUCGCUCAACAGCAACAGGCUCAGCAGCCCGGUGCCGCCGGUGCACGCCAGCCUGGUCAGCCAGGACUCAGCCUCCCGGGGGGUGGCGGUGGCGGUGGUGGUGGCCUUGACAUCAGCCAACUGCAGAGCCAGCCACAAAUCCAGCACCUCCGCCAGCUCUUGCAGCAGAAUCCGGCGCUCAUCCAGCCCGUGCUCCAUCAGCUCGCGCAGUCGAACCCGGAGCUUGCGGAGCUCUUCACACAGCACCCCGAAGCUAUCGCCCAGGCGAUUGGCUUGACGCCCGAUGACCUUGAGGGUGGCGGCGACAUACCUGAGGGCGCGCAUGUCAUUCACGUCACUGAGGAGGAGCAGGCGGCAAUCCAGCGUCUCCAAGAUCUUGGUUUCUCUCGAGCAGCUGCUAUCGAGGCAUACUUUGCUUGCGACAAGGACGAGGCGAUGGCCGCGAAUUACUUGUUUGAUUCUGAAAACCAGGCCGAUUAAGUAUCGUGUAUUAAUGUGGAUCCGUAUGUAUGUGUAGCAAUUUCAUUGUGUACCACUUGUCUUCCUUAGUUCGUGUUGAUGCCGAACAUUUAUGAAUAAUGAUUGCUCGUGGAGCCUACAGUCCCAAGGUACCCAAACGAAUGGAAGAUUUGGUGGGUUUCAAUUCGGACAAGACGUAUGGGAUAGAUGUAGCUAUCAUGGAUCAUGUGAACCCAUGUAAAUGCACAAAAUAAGAGGGAAUCUUAAACGCAAUUCGUGAUCCCGGGCUCGUCACAGGUCCGGAAGCCGAUCAUCCCCCUUAAUAUUGGUCUUGGACCGCUAGAGGUCCGUAUCGAUCGGCUGUCCACUGUAGAAAGUCCGACACGAGCAGUACAGCCUUCUCGUAUGAUUCUGAUGAUGAAGAUCUUCGUUAAUGUGUGUAAGAGGAGAUUUAUUGCCUGUGCAGCUGGGCGCAUUGUGCACCUUGCCCAUCCGACGUAUGACUAAAGCUUAGCGACGAAUUGCGCCGCAUUGUCUGAACGCGGCCGUAUCACGCAUGGGAAUGGCGCGGGAUGGCUCGUAAGACCAGGGAGCCAGUCGAGCUCAGGGAUGAUGUCUUGUCCCUUGGCAUCUUUUGCCGGUACGACCUCGAAGACGGCGAGGAACGAUGCGACGACGAUCCAGACGCUGGCGUCGGCCAGAUGUCGUCCCGGACAUAUUCUGCGUCCCCAGCCAAAGCCAAUGCCCACGGGAAGUGGCUCUGACUCAGGCGAGAGGAAGCGUUCCGGUCGGAACUCCGUGGGGUUGUUGUACACCUUGUCGUCCAUAGACAUUGCGAUGUUAUUAGUCAGGACAGUGGUGCCUCUAGGGAUGUACAUGCCGCGAUAGAUAUCGUCCGCGGUGCUACUGUGUAACAAACCGAACGGGGAAGGUGGGUGCCAUCUUAUCGUUUCCUGAAUGAAGGCCUCGAGAUAAGGAAGUGACUCGCGAUCAUCGAAGUCAGGUAGCCUUUUUCCGUCGAGAACAUCGCCAAGUUCGUUCUGUGUCUUGCGCUGGGCCUCAGGGUUGAGAAGAAGUAUCGCAAUCACGUUUAAGAUUGUGGACCAUGUCGUCUCCGCGCCAGCCACGUACAUUAGUGAUGAGGCGACCUUCAAAGUCUGCAGAUCCUCGGGACUGACUCCUCCGCUUCGUUCCAGCUCCUCGAUCUGUAUCGACGCGAAGCUCGGAGCGGCGUCGCCAGCAAUCAUCCGCUGGCGCACGUGCUCGAAGGGCAUGUUCCGCAUGUGCCGAAUAAACGGCGCCGCAUCUCUUGCGCGCCGGCCAAACUGGUUCCCCGGGAACCAGCUAGGCAGGUAUUUGAGCCAGGGGAAGAAGUCAACGAUGGACAGAGCAUGGCCUGCUUCCGUGACGAUCUUGUUCGUUCUCUCAGCCAUAUGCACGUAAGGGUCAUCAUCAGAGGUGACUUUGUGCCCGUACGCUAUCUCCAUGAUAACUGCGGUGGAGAAUUGCCGCACGUGAUCCUCAUAACGCUCUGGGUCGUGUAAAACCUUCUUCAGGAGCACACGGGCCUGUGACAGCUGACUGGGCUGGAAUACAACACAGCCUUGCCUUGUGAAAGCCUGUUGGAAGAACUUGCGCUGCUUGUGAAACCGUUCUCCGUACGGCAAGAAUCCGAGCAUAUCUGUCCAUCCAAUCAUCUCGUGGAUGACAGAGCGUGGGCGGCUGCUAUAUAUUGCACUCCGCUUCUCCAGAAGAUCCGACGCAGCUUCUUGGCUGCUGAGAACGACGAGGGGCUUUCCCAAGAUGUUGAAGUACAUUACAUCGCCAUAUUUUCUGGCCAGUUCCAUAAGACCCAGGGGCGUGUCGCGGGAGGGGAAGGCCCGAACAUUGCCAAUCAGUGGAUCCAGAGGCGGACCUGGUGGAAGCGGGGCAGGUCGUCUGUACUGCUUCCAGAAUGCUCUACAAGCAAGGAAUAGCAGGAGGAGUAGAGCCGCGACGAUGACGCGAGACAU